AUGGUCGUACAACUGCAUGAUGAGCGCCUGCGAGCGCUGCCGUCUGUGGACAAGGAGUUUAGACACCCUGCACUCGCUGCAGGCGGUUCCGGGGGCGCCGAAGCCGGACGUGGUGACCUUCACCUCGGCGGUGGGCGCCUGCGAGUGGCGGGAGGUGCUGGGCCUGCUGAUGCGCAUGGACCAGCUGGACGUGGCGCCCAACGUGGUGUCGCAGAGCUCCGCGCUGAGCAGCGCGGAGCGCGGCCUGCGCUGGCCGCUGGCACUGGAGCUCCUGGGCCUCCGGGACGCAGCCGGCGGCGCCGAAGGCGAGGCGCUGCGGAACGACGUGAGCUGCAACACGGCCAUCAUCGCCUGUGGCCGGGGCGGUCAGUGGCAGAAGGCCCUGGCGCUGCUUUGGUCCAUGCAGAAGGCGGCGGUGCCGGUGGACCUCUUCACGGGCACCGCCGCGGUGUGGGCCUGCGAGGCCUGCGGCCAGUGGCGCCAGGCCCUGCAGGUGCUGCGGUGCAUCCCGGAGACGCGGGCUGGGGGCCCAGCUCCGCCCUCCGCUCCGAGCUGGAUGCAGCGGAAAGCCCCGCAAGUGACGAGGGCUCUCCGCCAAAGGGAAGGUACUUCGACCCUUUGCCCUUUGACUCUCGGGAUUGGGAGCUGGAUUCUACGGGGGUCCAACUUGAUUUUCUCAGCGGGGCUUUCGAGGCCAAGCCCAACGUCUUCGGCUGCGCCUCGGACGUGAACAUCUGCGAGGUUCAGCGCCGGCCAGCCGAGGGCCUGCGCCUGCUGCAGGUGCUCUCCGAAGCCGCCAUGCUGCGGAUCUGA
This is a messenger RNA of Effrenium voratum, 813 nucleotides long. The record is from the annotation of a GenBank genome assembly. NCBI's taxonomy places the organism in Eukaryota, Dinophyceae, Suessiales, Symbiodiniaceae.